AUGUUCAAGGCCGCGAAGCUGACGGACUUCGCGUUCAUGAAAAGCAAGAAGUACUCCGAUGACACCAUUCGCAGCCUCAAGGUGUUCCCGUUCGUCAAGAGCAAGAUGGUCAAGGGGCUUUUGAAGGAGAAGGAAGACUACUACAUGGCGGCCAGUGACACAGACAUCGAGCUGCCUACGUGGCACGCCUUGGUGUUGGAUGUUGCUCUUUUGCAACCAUCCUCUUCAUUCAUGGAACGAGUGUUUUCCAUCCUGAGGUGUUGCUUUAAUGAACGGCAGGAGCACGUGUACAGCGACCGUAUUUGCGCUUCCGCACUGCUCAAGUACAACAGGGGUCGGGCCCAGAGUAGCAGAUCAGCAGAGAAGACGGGUAGCGCCGAAGAUGCCAACAGCGGCGGCGGUAGCGACCAGAGCGAUGGCAGCGAUGAACAAAGCGACUGAUGGCCUGUGUUUCACUUUCGUGUAGGUGUCUUACUUGUUCGUAGUUGGUGGGUCAGUACCUGUCCAGAUUUAUUUGUUUGUUUUUGCCCGGACGUGAGCGUGCAUGCCAUGCGUAACGUCGAAGUAUCGAAGCAUCAUAGUAUUCCAUUUCGUUGUUGAUUUGUUUGAUAACUGAGGGCUCGGAAUAUUGCAUGUACACACCAGCGUAACAUGCACGAUGUAGUUUGUAGAAAAAUAAGAGAAGGACGAAGGACACAUCAUUUCGCUUUUCGCGGACAGGUGACAGGUGGCCUCCGCAGCAGUCCAACCGCGUCGCGACCCGCUCGUUUGUGUUACUGGAAGUACGUCGCCGAAAAUCGUCAACAAUCGCCGAAACUCAACUAUGACUCGCCGAAACAUGUGGAAGUCGCCGAAAGUCGCCGAGAAAGUCGUUUUCGGCAUUAAAAAAAAAAUCGCCGAAAAUAUCCGUGAAACGCCGAAAAACAAAACAAAACAUCGCCUACGGGGGGAAAGCCUAUAGAAUGUGUCUGCGGCCGU
This is a messenger RNA of Ectocarpus sp. CCAP 1310/34, 978 nucleotides long. Lineage: Eukaryota; Phaeophyceae; Ectocarpales; Ectocarpaceae. The record is from the annotation of a GenBank genome assembly.